Messenger RNA from Neogale vison (American mink), 2815 nucleotides. It is a transcript of the gene IFT80, whose product is annotated as intraflagellar transport 80. Gene Ontology annotation, molecular function: protein binding. Bases 156 to 2489 code for a protein of 777 amino acids. NCBI's taxonomy places the organism in Eukaryota, Metazoa, Chordata, Mammalia, Carnivora, Mustelidae. The transcript has 20 exons. Gene Ontology annotation, biological process: cilium assembly. The record is from RefSeq and is a predicted model, not a curated record. Gene Ontology annotation, cellular component: cilium; centrosome; intraciliary transport particle B.
GUGUGCGUAGCUAGUAGGAGUCACUAUGGUGACGGGGAGGUCGGGAGGCUUCUUGGUAACUGGUCCUAGCUCUGUGGGAGCAAUCGCCACUGCUUUCCUGGAACUUAAGUGAAUACAAUCAAAUUGCAUUUUAAAAUUUUGCUGGAAGUGGAGACAUGAGACUGAAGAUAUCUCUUUUAAAAGAACCAAAACAUCAAGAAUUAGUAAGCUGUGUGGGCUGGACUACGGCUGAAGAACUGUAUUCAUGUAGUGAUGAUCACCAGAUAGUGAAGUGGAACUUGUUAACCAGUGAAACAAGUCAAAUAGUAAAGCUUCCUGAUGAUAUUUACCCAAUAGAUCUUCACUGGUUUCCAAAAAGUUUAGGCAUAAAGAAACAAAGUCAAGCAGAAAGCUUUGUCCUCACAAGUUCUGAUGGUAAAUUUCAUCUGAUUUCUAAGUUAGGAAGAGUGGAAAAAAGUGUAGAAGCUCACUGUGGAGCAGUUCUUGCAGGAAGAUGGAAUUAUGAAGGAACAGCAUUAGUUACAGUUGGAGAAGAUGGACAAAUAAAAAUCUGGUCAAAGACUGGGAUGCUGAGAUCAACUUUAGCUCAGCAAGGAACACCAGUAUAUUCAGUAGCAUGGGGCCCUGAUUCAGAAAAAGUUCUUUACACGGCAGGCAAGCAGCUGAUCAUUAAACCUCUUCAACCAAAUGCUAAAGUUUUACAGUGGAAAGCUCAUGAUGGCAUUAUUCUAAAAGUAGAUUGGAACUCUGUCAAUGAUCUGAUUUUGUCUGCUGGUGAGGACUGUAAAUAUAAGGUAUGGGAUAGUUAUGGCCGCCCUUUGUACAAUUCACAACCUCACGAGCAUCCUAUUACGUCAGUUGCCUGGGCUCCAGAUGGAGAGUUAUUUGCUGUUGGAUCGUUUCAUACUUUACGCUUGUGUGAUAAAACUGGGUGGUCAUAUGCUUUAGAAAAGCCCAACACUGGCAGCAUAUUUAAUAUCGCAUGGUCAAUUGAUGGCACCCAGAUUGCUGGAGCCUGUGGAAAUGGGCAUGUUGUUUUUGCACACGUGGUGGAACAACGCUGGGAGUGGAAAAAUUUUCAAGUAACAUUAACUAAACGAAGAACCAUGCAGGUUCGCAAUGUUCUUAAUGAUGCAGUGGAUUUACUGGAAUUCCGUGAUAGAGUCAUUAAAGCAUCUUUGAACUACGCACACUUAGUUGUUUCAACGUCCCUUCAAUGUUAUGUGUUCUCUACGAAGAACUGGAAUACACCACUUAUAUUUGAUCUUAAAGAAGGAACUGUUAGUUUAAUUCUGCAGGCAGAAAGACAUUUUCUUCUUGUAGAUGGUGGUGGUAUCUAUUUAUAUUCUUAUGAAGGCCGCUUCAUUUCUUCUCCAAAAUUUCCUGGAAUGAGAACAGAUAUUCUGAAUGCACAGACUGUGUCUCUGAGUAAUGAUACCAUUGCAAUAAAAGACAAAGCUGAUGAAAAAAUAAUCUUCCUUUUUGAGGCAUCAACUGGAAAACCAUUAGGCGAUGGGAAACUUCUUUCUCAUAAGAAUGAAAUUUUGGAAAUUGCUCUGGAUCAAAAGGGACUUACCAAUGAUAGAAAAAUUGCCUUCAUUGAUAAAAAUAGAGAUCUCUGUAUCACUUCAGUGAAACGAUUUGGGAAGGAAGAACAAAUUAUCAAACUUGGAACAAUGGUGCAUACUUUGGCCUGGAGUGAUACAUGUAAUAUCCUUUGUGGACUUCAAGAUACUCGAUUUACAGUGUGGUAUUACCCCAAUACGGUUUAUGUGGACAGAGACAUUUUGCCUAAAACAUUAUUUGAAAGGGAUGCAAGUGAAUUUAGUAAAAAUCCCCAUAUUGUGAGUUUUGUUGGAAAUCAAGUAACUAUAAGAAGAGCUGAUGGCUCACUGGUUCACAUCAGCAUAUCACCAUAUCCUGCUAUUCUCCAUGAAUAUGUAAGCAGUUCAAAAUGGGAAGAUGCUGUAAGACUUUGUCGCUUUGUUAAGGAGCAAACCAUGUGGGCUUGCCUAGCUGCUAUGGCAGUUGCUAACAGAGAUAUGACCACUGCAGAAAUAGCCUACGCAGCAAUUGGUGAAAUUGAUAAGGUUCAGUACAUUAAUUCUAUAAAAGAGCUUCCAUCUAAAGAAUCAAAAAUGGCUCACAUAUUAAUGCUUAGUGGGAAUAUACAGGAGGCUGAAAUGAUACUUCUUCAGGCUGGCCUUGUUUAUCAAGCAAUCCAGAUCAAUAUCAAUCUCUAUAACUGGGAAAGGGCACUUGAAUUGGCUGUAAAAUACAAAACACAUGUUGAUACAGUUCUUGCUUACCGUCAAAAGUUUUUGGAGACAUUUGGUAAACAGGAAACUAAUAAACGAUAUUUGCAGUAUGCAGAAGGUCUCCAAAUAGAUUGGGAGAAAGUCAGAGCCAAAAUUGAGAUGGAAAUUACUAAAGAACGAGAGCGAUCAUCAAGCAGCCAGUCCAGCAAGAAUAUAGGUCUAAGGCACUAAAUUUCUUGCUUACCUCGAAGAAGUUUUACCUUUUGAAACUAAUUCUGAUUAAUCAAGGAUUAUCAUAUUUUCAGUGCUAAAAAAAAGGCAGUAUCUUUAAGUAUAAGCACUUGCUAUGCAAUACUAAAAGUACAUUCAAAAAGACUAAUCACAAAGUAAUUGACAUAAUUUCAUCUUUUAUAUAUUUUAGUCUAAUAAUUAGCAAAAUAUUCCUAUAUGUUUAUGUAGUGUUGCUUACAUUCCAGUUUUUUGUCCAUUAUUCUAUCCCUGAAUCUUCAGCAUGAGCAAAUAUUAAUUCUGAUAAUAAAACAUUGGACUCUUAAAAA